UGUUGCAAUUUAGAUAUUUUCGGUCACUAUAAUUCAAUGUAGUUAUUGUUCAUUAUAAGUGAUUUAUUUGUUAGGCUUAGGUUAAUAUAAACAAUGUCAAGAAACAUAGUUUUCGAGGGAUGGUUGACAAAAUCGCCGCCGACAAAACGUAUAUGGAGAACGAAAUGGCGAAGGAGGUGGUUUGCCUUGAGACAUUCUGGUGAACUGCCUGGUCAAUAUUUUUUGGACUACUAUGCUGAUAGGAACUGCAGGCGCCUCAAGGGCACUAUCAACCUUGAUUUAUGCGAACAGGUUGAUGCAGGGCUUCAUAUGGAGCGUAGUGGUAGUGGAUCAUUGGACCCCAAGCUCAGAGGUUCUGUGUUCACUAUCCAGACUCAAUCCAGGACUUACCACCUAGAAGCAGAUUGUGAAGCAGAAAUGGAAAAGUGGGUUGAUGCAAUAUGUAGUGUAUGUGGCCUGAGAGCUACGGAGGAUACUUCCACAGAGAAUGGAACAUACCAGAACAGCAUGGGUCCGAUAGCUUUGAACGAGCGGUAUGAGUGUCCAGAGGGCACCGGGCCAUACAUCAGAAUAUCUGAGUGUGUUACUGGCAGUCGGGCUCAGGAUUCCCGUGCAUUUACGUUUGACCCUCGGAAUAUCGUAACGAGCAGCAGGCGGGGUUUCGCCGGGGACAGCCGCGGCAACCAGAUGUAUCUGAGCCAGCCGCUGCGGCAACACAACGCCGAAUUCUCCGAGAACGAGUCCAACCUCAGUGAAGACGAGUGCAAAUCCCUCAAUGCUAGUCACUCCAACAUAGGAGACUGGUCUGUGACAAAAUCUUUUACUAAAUUGGCAGUGGGCCCAAAGAAAAACGGCAUCCCGGACGAUGGGCCACCAGUGCCGCCUCGGCCGCCUAAGACUUUAGGAGUUACGUCAAAGAAUAACUUGCAAAGAGAUGCCUACCUUGGACCAAAAUACAACGAACCCAUGGGUUCCAAUGAUAAUGUUUUUAUGCAGUGUACGUUGGGAGUGUCGGGUGGAACAGGCGCGGCGAGGCGUCGCUCGCCCGCCCGGUUCCCCGCGCCCGCCGUCCUCCCCGCGACCGCGCCCGCGCCCGCGCCGCUCGGCACCGACGACGACGACGAGGACCUCUCGCCCGGACACCCGUCAAUGCAGUAUUGCAACGUGAAGUCUCUGCCGCCGGCGGUGGACCGCGCACUCAAGCCGCGCCACUCCAGCCAUAGCAUAAGCCACCUCAACAGCUUCUCAGGACAGCCUCUAACACAAUUCCACCCUGUAGAAGUGAGAGCGGAUACGCUGCAGUACUUAGACCUGGACCUUCAGACAUCAAAGCCCUCUUCAAAUAAGCCACAACAACAGGUGCCGAGACAUACAAUUGACAUAACACACGGAAAAUCCCUGUCAGAGGUGGAUGCGGAUACCGACAGCUGUUACAAAACCGUAGACUUCUUGAAGACGGAGGCGUUCAACAUCACCAUGCAGGACGCAGAGGCUUCGCGGAGCAACCACACUCAGCAUCUUAGCCCGGUGGGACACUGACCCACGGCCCUCUCUCCGCCCGCUCCUCAGUCGCGACGACGACCUCGGACCCAAAUGGAAUUCGUUCACGGUAUACCCCCGUCUCCGGUGGACUCGUCUUGUUACCAAGCGAUAGAUUUCUUUAAGACGGAUGCGCUCUAUAUAACCAUACAGGACGCGGCAAACUGCAGGCGGUACCACGUUGAGCACCCGAGUCCGCAAGGCCAGCAUGGCCCUUGACGCGUAAAUGCGGCUGAGCCGCACGCGCGCUGCUGCCAUUUCAACUGUUUCGAUAAAUGCGUACAAGCAUUUCAAACACGCCGACAUUAUUAAAAUUUAUAUAAAAAAUCUUUGCUUUACCGAAAGUUAUAUCUUAUCCGACCUUAUUUUUAAUACUAGGUAAUAUAUAUUUCAAUAUAAAAAAAGUAAAGUGACAUGACAGGAGGUAGAGAUAUACAGAGUAAAAACUCGGUGAGGUCAUCCUUAGCAGAACACCAUUAUAAUAAGCGGGGACAAAUAUGGGCAAUAUGUCGGCGUUGUCAGCGUGUUCACGGAGAAGACCACGCAGACAACGUCCGUCUUCGAAACGUCGGAGGAUAGUUUUGAUAAAUAGUAAUAAAUAUUAAUUGUGAGUGUUUAUCAGUUACUAAGAUGAAAAACAGAAAUAGUAGCUCGACGUUUCGAGGUGCUCAAUGUGCUUUAAUUAUCUAUGAUUUAAGACCUAAUUUUGUGACUAAAUGUCUACUAGUAAUCAUUUCAUAAGUACUAUUUUAAUUGUAAUGUCACGAGCAGGUAAUUAAUUGUGGGCGUGCCUUUAUAAACUUAAAAAAGUUAGAUUGAAAUAAUAAAAAUAAUGUUUAUCUUGUAUUAAAAAUAAGUACUUUGGAACGACGUUACAUAUUUAUAAUCUGCAUCUGCAAAUAUGAGCAAUGUACUUAAAUAGGUACAUACCUAAAAUUUGUAUUUGGCGUCAGAAAUAAUAGUUCGUUUUUGUAUAAGGCAAGCUUGUUUAACGCACGUGCCAUUAUUGAUACUCAAGCCAGCGGAAGAUGUAAACCGCGAGCGUAGCGGAGUGGUUCAGACUGUAGAAGCUGGAGCGUUGCGAGGGUUUCAAGGCAUGUAGGUUAAACAAAUUUUGCCACCGAGUGAAACAACAUUUUUCACCACUACAACACGAGGAAGUUAUUAACUGUAAAUCAUCGAACUACAUCAAAUGCAUAAUUUUUUGUACAAUAUAUGAAUAUAUGAUUCAAAACCACCAGCUAAACGUCAAUUCUACCAGCCAGCUUUGGGCAUCAAGUUAAAAUUUGUACGAAAUCACUUACGACUUUGCACUUUUGUCGAUAAAAUGCAACUUUGUCAUUUGUUUUUGAAGUAAUAAGAUAGCCAGUUGGUGUGGCGAAAAUGUAAGUUAUGCUUAGGUAAUAAACUUUAAUGUACUGUGCAGUGUAUCUCUUAAAAAUACGGCGUGGCGUGUCUCAGAGAUUUCCUUCAGGAGGAUUGGUCUUUAGGAUCCAAAGAUAGGUUGUUUUUAUCUCUAUUUAAAGAGCUUUGUCACUGUUGUGUGUGUCGCUCUGUACAAAUAUAAAUACAUAAUACGUUUUAUCAUCAACUUAAUCCGUAACGCAACGAGUUCAUAUAAACUUUUAGCAACCUCAGAUAAAUAUCCUCAGGUAGUGAAGAUAGGUGUGAGCAGUUGAUCCACUAAUACUUUAUUUCAAGCUACUAGGUCAAGUUUGGCAACAUCAAAAAGUGAAGUGUGUUGUGACGUCAGAAAGCUUUCUCUUAGUUAUUAGUCCACUGUACCUGUUAAAUAAUUCAUGUAUACUUUGGCGUCUCUGUACAAAUAAUAUGCUUUAACAUAAAUAAAGAUACGCACAAUAUAAACGGCACUAACUUUAUCAUAAUGACUUUUCGAGGAGAGAGACUAAUUAAAAACUUUAUAUGUCAGAAUAUAGUUAUUUAAAAUGUUAUAUGUAAACAUUUAACUCUUGUUAAAUAUAUGUAUUGGGCUAAAGUCCAUCAUAAUCGAAGUAUUAAACUUAAACGUAAGUGUCUUCCAUAUAGAUAUGUAAUUAUUUAUUUUCACAGAAAUGAGUAACAUAAUUCACAUAAAAAACAGUAGCAACCUAAAUUUUGCAAUGUACUUGAUUUGCUAAUUAGAAACGAACUAGAUGUCCUUAAUGAGUUGCGUCCAUUUCAUGCACGACAUGCAAGAAUGGAUUGAACAUAGCUAUGUACAUUAACUUGAUUUGACAUAUAUGUCUAGUAUAAUUUUAUAAUAACAUAUACUUAUGUACGUUCCUAUAUGUAUGUAUUAUGCAAAAUACUUGCAAACACAAUAAGUGUAAGUAACUGUAGUUAGUCGUGCGGUACAACUGGAGCACCUGUCAGCGGAAAUACUUAUUGUCAAAAGAAACGCUAUUUUUUAAUGGACUUAACAUACUCACUGUCCUACGUGAACUUCGUACUCGAUAUAUUUUACUGAAAUCUAUGCACAGUCUAACAAAUGUGACGCAUGUACCAAUGACUAAAAAAUUUAAUUGAAUUGCACGUACAUCGUACAUACAUGACUACAUGAGAUAUUUUAAAGUUACCUAUCUAAUCCUCUUCGAGUCUGUGCACAUAAGCGAGUACAAUAGCGUAGAGGACCUGGAAUUUCAGAAAUAAAACAUUGGUAAAGUGAUUCUGUUAUGACCGGUUGCACCAACCUUUAAUUAAUUAGUCGGUAUUUUUUUGCUACUUAUAAGUUUUUUUUUCAAACACUAACUUACCUUAAAUUCUCAAAUUUCCGAAAAUGCUGCUAGGAGUUAUUAUCAUCAUUUCCUAACCAUUUACGCCGGCCGUAGCUUGAGAAAUUAGGGUAAGUUAGAGAGACUUUCAAGCGCAUGGUAAAAAUUACGACCGGCGGAAAUGGUCAGGAAAUGAUGAUUAUCAAAUCCAUACAGUCUUUUCUAUCACAUAUAUAAAAAUCAACCUUGAGAAUUUAAGGAAAGUUAGUGUUUAAAAAAAAACCUUAUAGCAAACUAAUGGCCGACAGGUGAACUAGGUGAUAUGCAGACAUUAAAUGUCGAUGCGAACUCUACAUUAUCCCAAAGUUUCAUCCUUGAAAAAAUGAGGAAGGUCUGGCGGCUCCUGGGCUAUAGUCCAUAAGUUCAUAACAGAAGGGUUCUUAACUCCUUACGCUUCAUGAACAAUAAGAUUUAGAAGAAUAUAUUGCACAUGAAGCAUAAGGGCCUUUCUGUAAUGAAAAACCACAUGGGGUUACUGUCCUGGUUUCCAUCCCGCUAUAAUUUUCCAUGAACACAACAUUGGAUUAAGUGAUUAAGCAAUAAGUCUAUCUUCAAAAAUAAAAGCAAAUAAGUAAUAUAUUCAUUUGCUAUUCCGUGUAUGGCCGAAAAAUAGAUUAUGUGGACAGAAACUAGCACAAUAGCUCUAUACAUAUAGGUAAUAAUAAUAUAGGUGUUAUCAAAAGUGUCUUGUAAUGUGAUUGAAACUUAUGGAUACAUUGAACGUGUGAUGUGAAGUGUCUUAAAGAAAUAGGUCAGGGUCUGAGAAAUUCAUUAUUGUCUUAUACAUACAUAUACAAAUUAAAUAGUAGGACUAAAUUACUAUUCAUGUGCAAUUCUGAUUGUGUG
Molecule: messenger RNA, 5156 nt
Organism: Leguminivora glycinivorella
Lineage: Eukaryota; Metazoa; Arthropoda; Insecta; Lepidoptera; Tortricidae
Gene: dos
Product: GRB2-associated-binding protein 2
Exons: 11
Coding region: 94-1539 (481 amino acids)
Source: RefSeq, a predicted model, not a curated record